Messenger RNA from Drosophila montana, 1099 nucleotides. RefSeq lists its product as uncharacterized. The record is from RefSeq and is a predicted model, not a curated record. Lineage: Eukaryota; Metazoa; Arthropoda; Insecta; Diptera; Drosophilidae. The coding region runs from base 269 to 610 and encodes 113 amino acids. The transcript has 3 exons.
GCUUGUAAGCAAUUAAUUAAUAGCUUUUACCGAAUACAACUUGAGGUCGGGUUAAAUUUGACAAGAUGAGUAAUUCAGUUAUUGCCGCGCGCUUUCAUAGCUUUAUCCGAAUUAAUAACACUUCGCUGGGAGGGUUCGUAGCUGUCAUUAGGUUUUAAUUUGAGAUCUGUUCACUUUGUUUUUGUUAGCGAUUCGAAACUCGUUUUCACAGCGUUUGGUAUUUUAAAUAAAAGAAGCUACGACCGAGAACGGCAGUUGCUAUCGAGGCAUGUGCAAACCCAAAGGCCCACAGUGGAUUGUGGUACUAUUUGCCAAUUUGGUGCUUGCUCAACUGGGAAGCCCCAAUGGUCAAUAUAUGUUGAGCAUUCGACAUCCGGAUGGCAAGAGCUGGCGCGAGGAGACUGUGCGACAGAUUCCACCCGGUGUCCCGCAGGUAAAAGGUACGCUCAAUCAGAACUUUGAAGACCAAGGCGGCACUCUGGUGGUCACCUAUGAGGCGGGGCCCAAUGGUUAUGUGGCCAAGUAUAGCUAUAAUAGCGCAGGCAAGCCGGAACAGCCCGUAUUCGCAAUUUUUCUAAGUCCGGCAGUUCUAAAGUCGUCAGUCGGCUAAUUUGGUUUAAAUGACUUUUUAUUUAAUAAAUGGAAUAUGUUCCCUAGACAUGGGCACUGCUAGGGCUAUGUAUGUAACAAUUGUUUGUAUUCUAUAGACUCUAUAAAUAUUCCCCUUUCCGCGAGUCAGUUUCUAUGCAAACAAGUCUCAGCUUUGUACCCAGUACGGACCACUAUAUAAUGCAUCGAAAAUUAAGCACAACUCUUUUGUUUAUCAACAUAUUUUGAUGAAACUAAUAGAGCUUUCGAAAAUUUUGCUCGCCUAACUGCAAAAAGAGGCGCACUUUUUCUUAAAGCUUAUAGCUCUGCAAGUAUUUUUCUAACAAAAACAAAAGUUUUUGCGAAAAGUGCUCAAGUUAUUAAAUUAAACUUAUCUUAAUAUGACCUAAAACUCCGAAUUGUAUCGUAAUAAACUUUCUUUUUAAAAUUAUUUUCGUAUAUAUUGUUCUAUAACUUAGCUGAUAUUAUUUAUUUUUGUUUAUAUUAGGCA